AUGGGUACAGGACUCCUCGUCGCUGUCGACCCUGAGGCUAUCCUCCGAGACGAGAUCAAGGGCCUGACCCUGCAGCAGGUGUCAUAUCUCGGACAUUGUCUCGUUCAGGUCACGCCAGAAAACUUCCACUCGAGCCUCGCCUUCCUCAGCCAGAACUUCGCCAAGCUUGAUAUAUACCUUGAUGUUAGGAAGCUGAAGAGCUGGGACAAUGUGGUUGACGUGCUUAACAACGGGGCGUCCAAAAUAUUUGUCACCUUUGAGCAGUUGAAGGUGCUGGCGCAGGAGCCGACCAUUUCACCCGAUCGUCUGGUUUUGACAAUUUCACUUGUCAGUCCAAAGACCGAUAUUGCGAAACUCAAAGCGUUCCUUCAGGACAAUCCCAAGUGGAAAACUUCGGAGUGGGCAUUUGACGGCGACAAGGGCAACGAGCUUGUUGAUACCGUCUUGAAAGAAUUGGACAAUUAUCCCCCAAGUCAGGAUCAAUCGAUAUACAUCGCAGUAGCGAGCGAAACUGAUGGAAGGAAUCUACUCCAUGAGUAUCCUGGCAAUGCGCUCAUUGUUUCGUCCACCAACUUAACGUUCGAUCCAUCUCUGCCAUCUGGCAAGGAUCUAUUACCGGCUGCGGAGUUGAUCGUCGCGGGUGCUACUCCAGAUCGGAAGACGGGCCUCUAUGCGACCACGGUAGUGGAUGAGCGUGGGGUCGCCCUGGGACUGGUAUGGAGCAGCAACGAAAGCAUUGCCGAGGCUCUAAAGACCGGCACAGGCGUGUAUCAGAGUCGGAAGCGAGGACUCUGGCAUAAAGGAGCCUCGAGUGGUGACACCCAAGAACUCAUCAGCAUCGGUUUCGACUGUGACAAAGACUGCUUGAUUUUUAGAGCCCAUCAGAAAGGCCGGGGCUUUUGCCAUCUCGGAACAAUGUCAUGUUGGGGUAGAGUUUCAGGUCUUUCAAGGUUGCAGAGAACUCUGCAAGACCGCAAGGUCGAUGCCCCUGCAGGUUCAUAUACUGCUCGCCUCUUCAAUGAUCCCAAACUUGUCAAUGCAAAGAUUAAGGAGGAGGCAGACGAGCUUUGUGCAGCAAGCUCAAAAGAGGAGAUCGCCUCCGAGGCAGCCGACCUGCUUUACUUCGCCCUAGCUCGGUGCAUAGCAGCCGAUGUGACCCUCGAAGACAUUGAGAGAAACCUCGAUCUGAAAAGCCUGAAAGUCAAGCGUCGGAAAGGCGAUGCGAAACCACAAUAUGUCGAAGAGAAGCCUGUAAGUGAACAAGGGUCCGCACAGCCCGAGAGCAAUGGAGCCAAUGGCCACCAAGACGAAGAUGUCAAAGAAGCCGCAUCUGUGCCUAAAGCUCCCUCAGAUACCGCCGGCCAAAAUGACUCGCGUCGGAUACAGAUGACGCGUUAUUCCACCUCACAAGCCUUCUCAGAGGAUGUGUUAAAGGCAGCUUUACAACGACCUUCACAGAAGUCAAACGAGAAGAUCAUGUCCCUCGUUCAACCUAUAAUUGCCGAUGUCCGAUCGAAGGGUGACUCGGCAGUCCUGAAGUACACGCACAAGUUUGAACGGGCCACGAGUCUAAAGUCACCAGUAUUAAAAGCACCAUUCCCUGAAUCUCUCAUGCGACUACCUGAAGAAACCAUCAAGGCAAUCAAUGUCUCAUACGAUAACAUCCUGAAAUUCCAUUCUGCCCAGAAGCCGUCGGCGCCUUUAACCGUGGAGACCAUGCCUGGCGUGACAUGUUCUCGGUUCUCAAGACCGAUCGAGAAAGUCGGUCUCUACAUUCCCGGAGGCACCGCGGUCUUGCCGUCAACGGCACUCAUGCUAGGAGUACCCGCGAUGGCUGCGGGAUGCAAGAAUAUUGUACUCGCGUCACCCCCACGAUCGGAUGGUACAGUCACGCCAGAGAUCGUGUACAUCGCGCACAAAGUCGGAGCAGAAGCCAUAGUGCUUGCAGGUGGCGCCCAAGCUGUUGCGGCGAUGGCUUACGGCACCGAAUCUAUCACCAAGGUGGACAAGAUCUUGGGCCCCGGAAAUCAAUUCGUGACAGCUGCAAAGAUGAUAGUGAGCAACGAUACCUCCGCCUCGGUCUCAAUCGACAUGCCGGCUGGUCCUUCGGAAGUGCUCGUCAUCGCAGACCAUACUGCCGACCCUGCCUUUGUGGCGAGCGAUCUUCUCAGUCAAGCUGAGCAUGGAACAGACAGCCAGGUCGUCUUGAUCGCAAUCGAUCUUGAUGAGAAGCAACUCCAAACGAUCGAGGAUGAAGUGCACAAACAAGCAUACGAGCUUCCUCGUGUCGACAUUGUCCGAGGCGCAAUCGAGCACAGCGUAACUAUCUCCGUUGGCUCUCUCAAAGAGGCACUCAAAUGGUCGAAUUACUACGCUCCAGAGCAUCUCAUCCUGCAAAUUGCAGAUCCUCGAGCCGCUUUGCCAGACAUUCAGAAUGCAGGCUCUGUGUUCCUUGGCGGCUGGACACCAGAGUCGGUUGGCGACUACUCUGCAGGUGUUAAUCAUAGCUUACCGACGUACGGCUAUGCGAGACAGUACAGUGGCGUCAAUCUUGGGAGCUUCAUGAAGCAUAUCACCAGCAGUGAAGUUACCGAACAGGGCGUCGGUGAAGUGGGUUAUGCUGUUAUGGAGCUCGCUAGAUGCGAAGGACUUGAUGCUCAUCGACGGGCUAUGGAGCUUCGUCUAGAGAAACUCGGACUCGUCCCAAGAAAAUCCGUGCAAAAGCAGGACCCCUCAUCGCCGGAGAGUGAAAAACAUGUGUCAGCGACAUGGGUCGAUGGGAAUGAAAGCCUUACAGCUCCAGCAGCUCCCUGA
Cladophialophora carrionii CBS 160.54 is the source of this 2814-nucleotide messenger RNA. RefSeq names its product histidinol dehydrogenase. Gene Ontology annotation, molecular function: phosphoribosyl-ATP diphosphatase activity; metal ion binding; NAD binding. The transcript has a single exon. Gene Ontology annotation, biological process: L-histidine biosynthetic process. Gene Ontology annotation, cellular component: cytoplasm. Bases 1 to 2814 code for a protein of 937 amino acids. Lineage: Eukaryota; Fungi; Ascomycota; Eurotiomycetes; Chaetothyriales; Herpotrichiellaceae. The record is from RefSeq and is a predicted model, not a curated record.